This is a messenger RNA of Knipowitschia caucasica, 1128 nucleotides long. The record is from the annotation of a GenBank genome assembly. NCBI's taxonomy places the organism in Eukaryota, Metazoa, Chordata, Actinopteri, Gobiiformes, Gobiidae.
AUGUUGGACACACGGACAAUCAUUGUCUGCGGAGAUUUGAACGAAAAUCUUCUAUACUAUGGAAAGAAGCCAAUCAUGGAGGUUUUCCAGUCCAAAGGCUACGGACAACUGAUCUCUUCUGCCACAACUGACAGACAGACGCUGCUUGAUGUCAUCUACGUUUCUAACCCGCAAUCAUGUCUCCAUUCAGUGUGCCUGCUACCCUCAAAAUGUCAAAGAAAAAUCAGACCCAACAAGAACCAAGACUCACCUCAAAGACCCAGCAAGAACCAAGACACACCUGAAGGACCCAGCAAGAACCAAGACACACCUGAAAGACCCAACAAGAACCAAGACACACCUGAAAGACCCAACAAGAACCAAGACACACCUGAAAGACCCAACAAGAACCAAGACACACCUGAAAGUCCCAACAAGAACCAAGACACACCUGAAAGACCCAACAAGAACCAAGACACACCUGAAAGACCCAACAAGAACCAAGACACACCUGAAAGACCCAACAAGAACCAAGACACACCUGAAAGUCCCAACAAGAACCAAGACACACCUGAAAGACCCAACAAGAACCAAGACACACCUGAAAGACCCAACAAGAACCAAGACACACCUGAAAGACCCAACAAGAACCAAGACACACCUGAAAGACCCAACAAGAACCAAGACACACCUGAAAGACCCAACAAGAACCAAGACACACCUGAAAGACCCAACAAGGACCAAGACUCACCUCAAAGACCCAACAAGAACCAAGACACACCUGAAAGACCCAACAAGGACCAAGACUCACCUCAAAGACCCAACAAGAACCAAGACUCACCUCAAAGACCCAACAAGAACCAAGACUCACCUCAAAGACCCAGCAAGAACCAAGACACACCUGAAGGACCCAGCAAGAACCAAGACACACCUGAAAGACCCAACAAGAACCAAGACACACCUGAAAGACCCAACAAGAACCAAGACACACCUGAAAGACCCAACAAGAACCAAGACACACCUGAAAGACCCAACAAGAACCAAGACACACCUGAAAGACCCAACAAGGACCAAGACUCACCUCAAAGACCCAACAAGAACCAAGACUCACCUCAAAGACCCAACAAGAACCAAGACAUUAUUAUCUGA